Molecule: messenger RNA, 2456 nt
Organism: Labeo rohita (rohu)
Lineage: Eukaryota; Metazoa; Chordata; Actinopteri; Cypriniformes; Cyprinidae
Exons: 4
Coding region: 332-1852 (506 amino acids)
Biological process (GO): intracellular zinc ion homeostasis; zinc ion transmembrane transport; detoxification of zinc ion
Cellular component (GO): endoplasmic reticulum; Golgi apparatus
Molecular function (GO): calcium channel inhibitor activity; zinc ion transmembrane transporter activity
Source: RefSeq, a predicted model, not a curated record
CAUUGAGAGAGUUAAAAAGAGCCACAGCCUUUCCAUGUGAAUUCCCUUCGUGGACUUUUUUUUUUCUGCAUAUCAGUUGAAACUCUGAAUGCGAGUCAUGAGAACAUGAGGUGAAGUGGUGUGGAGAGAGAAACACAGAAGUGCUGCGCGCUCCCUCGUCUCAUCAGCUCUGCUCUAGCAGACAGAAGAUCCUCACAUGAUAGCGCUUACACCAACGGACGGAUCUUUCCACAGGCACACACUCACUUCAUAACUCUGAACUUUGUGAACAGCAUCCCAUGCUGCUGUGAAGACUUUCCUGUAGCGCUCAGGACAUCUUCAAACAGGUGCGAUGGCGAGGAUAUCCAGCUCUACUCAUAUUUGUGUGCUGCUCUUGACCUUGGGCUUCCUGGUCUUUGAGAUUGUAGUCGGGCAAAUCUGCAGAUCCCUCCUCAUCGCGGUGGACAGUUUCCAUACGAUCUACAUUUUCAUAAAUCUGUCUCUAUCAGCAUUAAAACAUAAUCCUAAUUCUCCAUUGAUAUCACCUGAUACCUCCACAAAUGCUGGUCCAUCUCUUCCAAACAUCUCUGCUUUAGAAGGUCCGAGUCCUCUGUAUAUUGAGGACUACAGAAGGAUACGUCUCAAGCCCUUCGGCAUCCUGAUCUCAGCUCUGCUCAUGGCAUCUCAGUGUGUCUCCAUUAGUCUGGAGAUUCUCACACAUCUCGUGCAGCCAGAACCUAUUCAGCACCCACUCCUGUCUAUUGUUGUUGGAGGAGCUAGUCUGGUAGCCAAUAUACUCGUGUUGGCCUGGAGAAGAAGAAGCAGAAGGAUUGAUGAAGCUGCUGAUGAGAUCAGCAAAAGUCCGAUGCAAAGUGACCCUCAUUCUACACCAAAAAGCAAAGGAAGUGCUCUCCAGGAUGACGCACUGAUGUUCUGCAACCCUGAAGCAUCUAGUGUUCUGGAUCCAGAUCAAGACUCUCAGGACUGCUCUUCUGAGUUACCAAACCCCAGCGUCACUGAUCCACUUCAGUCCAGUCACUCUCAAGUGUCUAAAUCCAGUGUUGGUGAAAGUUCUCAGGAAAUCAUUCAGCAUGGAGAGCAAAUUCCAGAACAACCGUGUGACUCCACCUGCACCAAAUCCACUGAUUCCCAGUGUGUUCCUAAAGGAUCUAGGUUUAUACUACAGCAGUUCGGCUUCAUUAGUGUGAUCCAGGACUUUCUGGGUUCAAUCCUCAUUUUGACUAAUGGUCUGGUUCUCCUGCUGUCUGAAGCGCACUGCCAUCGGCCUCACUCAGACUGUCACCUCCUAGUUUAUCUGGACUCAGGUUUUUCCACAGUCUGUGUGCUGGUUUUGUUAUCCGCAGCCCUGCCGAAGCUGCGCCGCUACGGGCUGCUGGUGCUCCAGGCGACGCCGCUGCAUCUCUCUGCCGGUCAGGUGCAGCUGUGCAUCAGUGAAGUGCCGGGCGUGUUGUCGGUUCAUGAGCUGCACGUGUGGCAGCUGUCAGACACGCUGAUGGUGGCAUCACUGCACGUUCACUGUUCGGACGGGCUGAACGCAGCGCAGUACGAAGAUCUGAUGGUGAAGAUCAAAGCAGCCCUAGCCACUUUUGGCAUUAACCACUGCACCGUGCAGCCGGAGUUCAUCAGGAGCGAUGCAGCGACCAGUGGCGCCCCGGUUUCAGUGUGGUCGGCCUGCAGUUUGCGCUGUGGGCAGGAGUGUGCAGAGAAGCUCUGCUGCUCCCCUCAGGUGGAUGAAACCAACUAUCCCAAGACAGAGAAUCCUGUUUGUGUCCAGGAGGAGAAAUCCUGCUCCUUAGCGCCGCACAGUGUUGAUGUGACAAGAGACGUGGUUAUUGAGAACACGUACCUGUGAUUAAAGGUUGUUGGUAUGUUUGUGAACUGACAGCAUUGUAAGUACUGUACAUGAUGGACACUCCAGCAAAAAACGUGUUUAUAUAUGCCAAAAACAAGGGGUAAUCACUAAUUUAUUCGGAGCUGAAAUCAUCAUUGUACUGCUUUGCAUUAUGUUACGACGAGUGAUAUUUAUAUCAUUUUAUGUAGGCUAAGUAGUCUGUUAUACUGCUAUAUAUUUUGGGCAUCUGAAUAAAAUUGAUAUGUUUGUUACUCCUCAUCCUCACUGAACUUCAGAUUCUCACUAUAUCAUAUGAACCAUAAAAGUCUGAUACAUCUAAUAUGAUUAAACACACACACACACACACGUUUGUUUUUGUGAAUUGUGGGGACUUUCCAUAGACUUCUAUAGAUUUUAUACUGACCAAACGAUAUUGUCUAUCCCCUAACCCAACCCUAACCCUAAACCUACCCCUCACAGAAAACAUGUUUGCAUCGUUACACUCUCAGAUAAACAUAAUUUACUAUUUUUAAUCAUUUUUUAACAUUGUGGGGACCAAUGUAAAAAAUUUGAGGUUUUACUAUCCUUGUGGGGACAUUUGGUCGCCACAAUGUAGCAAAAACAA